This is a messenger RNA of Eriocheir sinensis (Chinese mitten crab), 1167 nucleotides long. RefSeq names its product cytochrome b-c1 complex subunit Rieske, mitochondrial-like. Lineage: Eukaryota; Metazoa; Arthropoda; Malacostraca; Decapoda; Varunidae. Bases 75 to 896 code for a protein of 273 amino acids. The transcript is spliced from 5 exons. The record is from RefSeq and is a predicted model, not a curated record. Gene Ontology annotation, molecular function: 2 iron, 2 sulfur cluster binding; quinol-cytochrome-c reductase activity. Gene Ontology annotation, biological process: mitochondrial electron transport, ubiquinol to cytochrome c. Gene Ontology annotation, cellular component: membrane.
ACCGUGCGGCGGCCAGGACGGCCCUAGCGGCGGAGUGACGCAACACACUCACCCAGGAGCACACGGCCCUCGAGAUGCUGUCCUACAUCGGCAGGUCCGGCCAGCUGGCCCCCGCCGUCAAGGCCUCUGCCCAGGCUGUGGCCAACGGCUCCAAGAACGUCCUGCCGGGCGUGGUGGAGGGCGCGGCGGCCCCCCUGGUGCAGCCGCCCACCCUUGCCCUCUCCGCCGCCGCCAUGGCCGGCCGCUGCGCCGCGGGGCCGCUCAGGGCCAGGGUCGGUGUCGCAGUGACCUCACAGGUGCGAUAUGCACAUACGGACAUCCAGGUGCCAGACUUCAGUGACUACCGGCGGGAAGACGUGAAAGAUGCACGAGCCAAGUCCACAGAGUCUGCCUCCUCCCGGAGGUCAUUCACCUACAUGCUGGUGGGAGGUGGGACAGUGGCUGGCCUGUACACUGCCAAGACUGUGGUGACUCAGUUUGUGUCAUCCAUGUCGGCCAGUGCUGAUGUCCUUGCCCUCGCCAAGAUUGAGAUCAAGCUGGGUGAGAUUCCCGAAGGAAAGUCAGUCACCUUCAAGUGGAGAGGAAAACCACUCUUCAUUAAGCACAGGACUGACGCAGAAAUUGAGACCGAGAACGGUGUAGAUCUCAGUACCUUGAGGGACCCAGAGGCAGACGCUGAUCGUGUCCAGGAGCCAAAGUGGCUGGUGGUGAUUGGGGUGUGUACUCACUUGGGCUGUGUGCCUAUUGCUGAUGCAGGUGACUACGGAGGCUACUACUGCCCCUGCCAUGGCUCUCACUACGACUCCUCAGGACGUAUCCGCAAGGGUCCGGCACCACUCAACCUAGAGGUGCCUCCCUACACGUUCCCUGAGGAGGGUCUCUUGUCAGUGGGUUAAAGCAUGAAGAAAUAGUACUAUAUGUCUUAAGUUAUGUGCUAAAAAGUUCUUUAAAUGUCUAGAAAUGAAAAGUGUAUGACUUGACAGUUACUUCAAAUCUGGUUGAUCAUCACGAGUGCAAGUUUCAUUCCCUGAGAAAUCAUGUACAGAACAAUAAUGAUAACACAUUUCAUUGUUUUGGUCUUGUAGAUAAUGUAUAAAACAGAAGGCUCCCUUCUUGGGUAUUUAUGUGUGAACCAAUGACAUGUAAAAUAAAUUUGAAUUAUUUUAA